AAUAGUUCUCGAAUGUUCGGGGAAAAUCGCCACUAUUCGUUAAUCUUCGUGUUGCUCCACGACCAAGUUUGGAUAGUCUAUAAAACAGAGGAAGAAUUGCGCUUCGACAGUUGAUGAAAACUGAGUUGGAGCGAGCAGUCUCAAAGUGUUAUCGUGAAGAUUUCAUUUUAUUUUGUGUAAGUGAUUUAUUAACACCGUGUUCAGCUUACUAAAUAAACAAUGGGCAAGGAUUAUUAUAAAAUUCUGGGGAUAACUAAAGGUGCUUCUGACGAUGAAAUCAAGAAGGCCUAUCGUAAAAUGGCCUUGAAAUAUCAUCCGGAUAAAAACAAAUCUCCUGGUGCUGAAGAAAAGUUUAAGGAAAUAGCUGAAGCAUAUGAUGUUCUCAGUGACCCAAACAAAAAGGAGAUAUUUGAUAAAUAUGGAGAAGAUGGAUUGAAAGGAGGAAUGGGUGGUGGCUCCACUGGAGGAAGAAGCGGUAAUUUCACAUAUACUUUUCACGGCGAUCCCCAUGAAACCUUUCGGAUGUUUUUCGGCAACGAAAAUCCAUUUGAAAGUUUCUUCAGCUCAGGUGGUCCAGCUGGAAUGGGUGGCAUGGGAAGAUCACCAUUUUUUCAGUUUCAAAGUGGAGGACUUGGUGUGGAUGAAGAUAUGGACAUUGAUGAUCCGUUUGCCCAGCACCAUCAGUUUGGUGGACAUGGUCGAAGAAAACAUCAAGACCCAGCUGUUAUCAGAGAAUUGCAAGUUUCUCUUGAAGAAGUCUUAUCUGGUACAACCAAAAAACUUAAAAUUACUCGUAAAGUGUUGAAUUCUGAUGGCAGAACUACCCGAAGUGAGGAUAAAAUAUUAACUAUUGACAUUAAGCCAGGAUGGAAAGCUGGUACAAAAAUAACUUUUCCUAAAGAGGGUGAUCAAACGCCACACAAUGUACCAGCAGAUAUUGUUUUUGUGAUUAAAGAUAAACCACAUCUGUUAUUUACCAGAGACGGAAGUGAUAUCCGCUACAAGGCUAACAUUUCUCUCCGUGAUGCAUUGUGUGGUACAACUAUUCAAGUGCCAACACUCACAAACAGAAAAAUUCCACUAGCUUUGAAUGAGGUCAUCAAACCAAAUUCUACAAAGAGAAUACAGGGAGAAGGUCUUCCAGUUCCAAAGACACCAACACAACGAGGUGACCUUAUUGUAGAAUUUAAUGUUAUCUUUCCUAACAGUAUAUCAACAAAUACAAAAGAUAUACUUAAGGACCUUAUUCCUCAAUCUUAGUAUGAACAAUCAGAAAGGACUUGAAACUGUAUUUUUGUACAUACUAUUUAAGAGUGAGUUGUACAUAUUUAAUUUGUGGUUUUGUUUGAAUGUUUUAGGUUAGAACAAUAAGUAUGCAUGCAAAACUGUAUUGUGAACUGAAUAAUAUAUUCUCCUAUAUAUUAAUUACAGAAGUGAUAUAAACAUUUUGGAAGUUAACUGAUUUAAAUUUGACACAUUGUAGGCCUAUUUCUUAUUACAUUUAAAUGACUAAAUAUUUUAAAGUAACUUUCACUGGUCGAGAUAUGGGCCAGACGUCUUUAGUUUUUUUUUCUUUCUAUUUUAGUUAGUAGGCCUAUGUAUUGUAAAAAUUCAGUGCUGAUCAUAUAUCAUUAUAAUUGUUUAGAUUAUGUAAAAUAUGUCCAUUGUCUUUCAUAUUUUGAUUUUUUUUUGUGUACAGUUUUUAACCUCAAAUCUGAUGUUUGUGGUUUUAUUAAACUUUGUACAGUAGCAAGUGUGAACCAAACCUCUUUAUAGGCUAUUAGUAUAUGAUUAAUUUACAAUUUCAUUAAAUUCAAUAGAAAGUAUCUACCUAUAUUAUUUUAAUAAAUUAUCACUUGUGCUAAGGUGCUUGCUUUACUUUUUAACCAAAACUUAUUCCAAAGAAUGUUUAGGCAAUUUAACCACUAUUGAUGCUUCUUCAAUAUUCCCAUAUUAGUUGGAAUUUUUUAAAAAUAAAAAUAACUUAACUUAGCAUAGCCUGCAUAACUUAGUGAGUAAUUGAAGUAAAUUAAAUUAGUUGGUGCUAUUGUAUUUGAAAAUCUUCCAUUGGGAUUUGCCAAAUAAAAUGAUACAGUCAUUGC
This is a messenger RNA of Physella acuta, 2102 nucleotides long. RefSeq names its product dnaJ homolog subfamily B member 5-like. NCBI's taxonomy places the organism in Eukaryota, Metazoa, Mollusca, Gastropoda, Physidae. Gene Ontology annotation, molecular function: protein-folding chaperone binding. Gene Ontology annotation, cellular component: cytosol. The record is from RefSeq and is a predicted model, not a curated record.